This is a messenger RNA of Andrographis paniculata, 3583 nucleotides long. RefSeq lists its product as uncharacterized. The coding region runs from base 565 to 3069 and encodes 834 amino acids. The transcript has 7 exons. The record is from RefSeq and is a predicted model, not a curated record. NCBI's taxonomy places the organism in Eukaryota, Viridiplantae, Streptophyta, Magnoliopsida, Lamiales, Acanthaceae.
GCAUAUAUCCGAAUCCGGCUGUUCAGUGAAUUGUUUGAAGCGUUUUAAAAUUUGAAGUUGAAUGCAAGAAAGCGGAGUCUUAUGCGAACGGUCAUUUCAUCGCUUGAAGUAACGGCACAAAGCGUCUGAGAUAAAAUUAGGAAUCCUUUGUAUAGGAGAAAGCAGAUUGAAGUGAACAAAAUUUGGAUUUGAUUGUAACAGUUUGUGGUUUACACUGUAUAUAUUGAAUAUGGGAUUAGGAUUUCAUUUCAUUUUACCUUCUUAGAUUUCUUUGAGCUAUGUAGUUUCUGAUUCUAUCCAGUUUGGGCAAAAUUGUGUGGUUUUUUCUCGUUCGACAUUUGAUCAUGUUUAAGUUUGAAGAGAUUGAUUUCAGAAGCACACUGAGUAGCUAUUCAGAUUUCAGAAGCACACUGAGUAGCUCCUUUUUUUAGUGCUUGGGAGCCUCACAUGAUUUUUCCUAACGGAAAGGUAACCCCUAAAAGCUUUCGGUGUGGGUAAAUUUUCUACAGGUUCUUUGUCAAGUUCUAUGAUAAUUAGAGAUAAAUUGGAGUUCCAGCCACGGGGAUGAAGAAGCUUUUCUUUUUCAGAUCAAAUUCAUCUAGCAAAACUAACGAUGAUCAGCUCUCCCCACCGACAGAUAAGCAAGUUUCAUGGGAAAAACCACCGGAAAGAGCGGACAUGUCUGCUAAUAACAAGCAUGAAGAUUGGGAAUCUCCCAGCUCUCCUUGUCUAAGAAGAAGCCUCUCCUUCUCAUCUGGAUCUCCUUAUGAUGCUGGUGGAAAGGGGCAUAGAAAUGAAGGUGACCGAUUUGAUACUCCUCAUUCAAACAAACAACCGGGACAAAACUCCUCCCGCUCUCAUACUCUCACUCCUGAGAGGCAAUGCAGGAGAAGAUUAGCUGAUGCAGCCAUGAUCAGAAAUCCUCUGAGGGUUGAGAAAUUCGAUUCUGUUCCCAGAGCAUGCUCUGAUACAUCUGAGAUCUCUUCAAAUUGCUCUAGUAGUGUUUUGGAUCGAUACAUCGAUGGAGAGCAACAGAUGGGAAGGUGUGAAUCACAACCCAAUUCAUCAAAGGGCAAUCAGCUUCGAACUGAAAACGCGAUCGGCAAGAGGCCGCCAAGAAUUCAGUAUCCGAUGGCAGUCAAUCAAAAACCAAAAUCUCAGUCCUUCCGAAAAACCAAAGCAUAUCAAUCUUCAGACAAGACAAGAACAAGAGAAGUCCAUCCCGAUGGUCCAAUCACCAUUCAAGAUGUGUAUGGAAGAACCUUCAAUAGGUGUUCUAAUGAGGAAGAAGAUAUCAAAUUCUUCAAAAACAAGUAUCCUUACAGUGAUCCAGACAUGGCAGGAAAUCCCGAUUUCGAACUACUUAAAAUGUACAAGGAAGCCGAGGAAAGAGCUGCUAUUCUCUCCGAAGAGCUCGUAAAUGGAACCUUUCUCCAUCUCAACGAGCCGAGCCUGCCGACCAUGAUUCAGACUAUUCAAAGCUUAACAGAGGAAAAGUUAAACAUGGCUCUAGAGAUCACAGCUAUUCUAGACGACAGAAUUGCAGAGAAGGCAUUGUUCACGGAAAAACUAAAUCUAUUAAGGGUCGAAUCCGAGGCAAGAACCCGAAGACUAGAGAUGGAAAAAACCGAGCUGCAGCGAGUACUCGAAACAGAACUGGACAGAAGAUCAACUGAUUGGUCCCUUAAGCUUGAAAAAUACCAAUCAGAAGAACAGAGACUUCGCGACAGAGUACGUGAGCUAGCCGAGCAGAAUGUUAGCCUCCAAAGAGAAGUUUGUUCCUCGAAUGCAAAGGAAAACCAACUCGGGAAUAUUGCUAUGCAAGCUAAGGAAGCCAUGGAAGAGAAUCAUUAUUUGCAUAAAACUCUUUCCGAAACGACGGAAAAAACUCGCGCAGCAGAAGAAGAACGAGACUGCAUUCGACGGAACUACGAGGGGAUGAUUACCGAGUGCAAAGAUAUGCACCAAUCAAUCUGCCGACUCCAAAGAAUCCGUAACGAGCAAGAAAAAACCAUUUCCGGACUUCGGGAGCUUUGCGACGCCGUCGGAAGCAAAAACGAGCUUGAAAAAAUCGAAAACCUGAGGAUCGAACAUAUGAGACUAACAGGAGUGGAGCAUGCAUUGAGAAAAGAAGUAGAAGAAUGUCACCUUCAAGUGAAUUCCCUCCGGAAAGAGAAUAUCGACUUACUCAAUCGCCUGACGACGAAAAACGGGAAUACAUUUUCAACCUUUAAGUUGGAUCAAGAACUCCGAAAUCGCAUCGGUUUCUUGCAAGAUAAAAUGCUCCCAUUUCUUACAGAAAGCAGCCAGCUCGGCGAGAAGCUGCUCGACGUUGUCAAAACCUCUCCACGGGACACAAAUAGCGAAUUUCUCGUCGAAUGCGAAGCGAAGAUUCGAGGUCUUCGCCGAGCAACUGAAAACUUUGGCGUCAGUUUUCAGACAUUAUCCGGUGUUCUUCAAGAGAAGUCAGGUCAUUUAACAGGUAAGUCUCGUUCAAUCGUCGCGGAUAAUUCAACACUUGUUGUAGAUGAUGAUUCACACAACCUAAACAAGAAGAAUUCGGAGGACGUAAUAAGAUCUGCAUUGAAGGCAGAAACUUUACUUACGAAUCUGUUGCGCGAUAAGCUUUAUUCUAAGGAACAAGAAAUGGAACAGCUGCGAGCAGAACUUGCUGCAGCUGUAAGAAGCAAAGACAUUCUCGACUCCACGGUGGAUGAUAUGUCGAUCAUGAGCCACAAAAUGAAGGACUUUGAACUUCAGGCGAUGAGAAAGGACGAGACAAUAAGUCAGCUACGAGACGAGCUGCAAGAGUGGAAGAACGAACUGGGCAUAGUGAGGGGAGUAUUAGCAAAGGUGUCGGAGGAGAGGGACAUGAUGUGGGAGAAGGUUAAACAUUACGGCGAGGACAACAUGCUGUUGAGUGGUGAAGUCGACGUGCUGAGAAAGAAAAUAGAGGCCCUCGACGACGAGAUAAUGCUGAAAGAAGGUCAGAUUAGCAUACUUAAGGACAGCAUGAGUAGACCUUUCGAUCUUCUCACAAGCCCGGCGUUGGAGGCACAUGGCACGUGAACCCUCACUGCCAAAAAGGUACGCCUGUUAGUUAUUUCUUAUUUAAAGUCUUCCUCUUUUCUUAAGAAGAAAGUUUGAUUUGAUGAUAGUAAUAAUAUAAUUAAGAAUUAUAUAUAUAUAUACAUGUAUAUAUGAGAUUUGUUGAUUUGUUUGAGGGAGUUGAAGGGUGGUGUUCUUGGAGGAAUAGUGGAGAAAGAUGGUGAAGAAAUUGUCAAUAAUGUCAAUUAUUAAAGAACCUUAUAGUGAUAGAGUGGUCGAUUUACGAUGAAAAAAUUAAGUACACAUCAUAUAUAUAUAUAUAUAUAUAAAAUACAACAUAAAAACUUGACAAUACUAUCAUAUAGUCACACACACAUGGCAUGCAAAGCUCAUUUUAGCACAUAAGUUUUCAUAUAAAAUGAUGCAAGUUUAAUUGAAAAUAAUAAUUUAAAGAUGAUGAUAUUUUAAUAUUACAAUAAAAUAGGUAAAGAAAUAAAAUAAGAGUUAUAAAAAAAUUAUUAAAAAUUGAAAAAGA